AUGUUCUCCCUAUGUUGCUCGACCGUGUUUCUCCCCUCUGCCCCUCUCCCCCACUCUCCUCCCCUCUCCCCACGCUUUCUGCUACAGAAGACUGUUGCUUCUGUGCAGCAGCAGCUGGGUGAGCCUCUGUUUCAAGCAACACUUUUGAGCACUUUGAGGCGCCUCAAAUGUACUCUCCCCUCCUCUCCCCUCCCUCUCCCCUCCCUCUCCCCUCCCUCUCCCCUCCCUCUCCCCUCCCUCUCCCCUCCCUCUCCCCUCCCUCUCCCCUCCCUCUCCCCUCCCUCUCCCCUCCCUCUCCCCUCCCUCUCCCCUCCCUCUCCCCUCCCCUCCCCUCUCCCCUCCCUCUCCCCUCCCUCUCCCCCCCUCUCCCCUCCCUCUCCCCUCCCUCUCCCCUCCUCUCCCUCUCCUCCCCUCCCUCUCCCCUCCCUCUCCCCUCCCUCCCCUCCCUCCCCUCCCUCUCCCCUCCCUCUCCCCUCCCUCUCCCCUCCCUCUCCCCUCCCUCUCCCCUCCCUCUCCCCUCCCUCUCCCCUCCCUCUCCCCUCCCUCUCCCCUCCCUCUCCUCCCUCUCCUCUCUCCCUCUCCCCUCCCUCUCCCCUCCCUCUCCCCUCCCUCUCCCCUCCCUCUCCCCUCCCUCUCCCCUCCCUCUCCCCUCCCUCUCCCCUCCCUCUCCCUCUCCCCUCCCUCGCCGCCCACUGUCUGCUGCAGAUGACUUUCUUGUCCGUGCAGCAACAGCUAGAGGAGGUGUUUGGGGGGAACUAUUCUGUAAGCUGCACGCGAGUGAGGGUCGUUCUGACAGAGAUAUUCCAAGAAGAGUGGCGUGCUAAAAUGGCAGCGGGUGAGGGCAGCGAGUGGCACAGAUUGGCAGCAGCAGGCGAGUAA
Messenger RNA from Closterium sp. Yama58-4, 879 nucleotides. The record is from the annotation of a GenBank genome assembly. NCBI's taxonomy places the organism in Eukaryota, Viridiplantae, Streptophyta, Zygnematophyceae, Desmidiales, Closteriaceae.